Penicillium canescens is the source of this 693-nucleotide messenger RNA. RefSeq lists its product as uncharacterized. NCBI's taxonomy places the organism in Eukaryota, Fungi, Ascomycota, Eurotiomycetes, Eurotiales, Aspergillaceae. The coding region runs from base 1 to 693 and encodes 230 amino acids. The record is from RefSeq and is a predicted model, not a curated record. The transcript has a single exon.
AUGUACCGCGUCGUUGAAGGUGGGACUAAGACCACGUCAAGAGCGCCAACUCCGUUGGUGCAGCAGAUAGUGAGAGGCAAAACAAGGACAAUGCUAGACACGAAUUUUGCGCCACUCCAAGGAGAAUGGCUGGAGGCCGUGGAUGUGGAGGAGUACCUGGAAGAGCGAGGAAUCUAUAUACGCAACGCCGUCUCAAACAGCAUGACAUCAACCGACGAGACCUUUUAUGAAAAAUAUGUCCCAGACAGCGAGCAGAAUACACCUAUGCUCGCUCUGUCAGGUGCUGUACCAGGAAAGAAAUUGGCCUGGACUAUCAACGAUAAUACUCUCUCACAACUAGGCAGCAUGGAGCGACCCCCUUCCGCAUCUUUAUCGGCCGAUUUCCAUGGCCAUGAGCCUUCAGACUAUUCAGUCUUCGGGAUUCCGAGGCCGAGACAAUGGCUGCGUCCUACCAACAGCCAACACCUUCCAACCGUUAUGGCAGGUGUCCUCUCAAGUGACGCAUCGAGUGUCCUGCAGUCGAACUUCAAGUCUCAAAUCGCCCAGGCUCUUACCGAAGCCUCUCGAAUCACUGUCAAUCUUGACAAACUGGUACAUAUACUCGCGGAAAACGCCAUGUGCCUUGGCCCCGUCCCGGGGAUUAGGAAGGCUGCCGUAGAUGCCUCGAUUCGGGGGUCUAUCAUUUUAUCUUGA